UCCGCCAUAACGACACUGAUUUACCGGAGGGACGAAAGAUCGGAAAACACAACGAUAUGGACUCUCCAAACAGGAGUCGCAGUCCCAGUCCUGCUCAAAAACAACACAGUGGAGAGUCAGAGGAGGAGUCCAGUCCAGCAGCAGAGAGACCCAAAAAGGCUGACUCAGUGGAGAGAAGCCCUGGAGAGAGACCGUCCCCUCAGGCCAGUCUUGCAGACCGCCCCACUUCCGAGAGUGAGGCCUCCAGCAGCUCAGACAGCAGCAGCAGCAGUGACGACGAUGACGAUGAACAUCAUGGGGCAAUGAGGAAGAUAAGGAGCAGCGUGGCUCAGAUCAAAAGAUCCAGGUCCAGAGAGCGAGGCAGGUCCAGGUCCAGAGGGCAAGAUAGAUCCAGCUCCAGGGAGCGAAACAGAUCCAGGUCCAGGGAGCGAGACAGAUCCACAUCCAGAUCCAGGGGACGCGACAGAUCCAAAUCCAGAGAGAGAGACCGCUCCAGAUCCAGAUCCAAAGAGCGAGACAGAUCCAGGUCUAGAGGGAGAGACAGAUCCGGAUCCAGGUCUAGAGGGAGAGACAGAUCCAGAUCCAGAGAGAGAGACUGGGACCGGCAGCAUUACGACAGAGGACGCUAUGCUCGGGACCGCUACAAUGAUCGCUAUGACGACAGGGACAGGCGCUUUGAGCGGCGAACCAAUCGGGACGCAGAGUUCGACCACAGGAGGCGGGGUCGAUCGCCCUCCCCUCCGACCGACAAAGAGCCGGCAGCCGCAGAGGAGCCGGUGGCAAAGAAGAAGAAGGAGGAGAUCGACCCCAUCCUGACGAGGACCGGCGGAGCUUACAUCCCUCCUGCACGGCUACGCAUGAUGCAGCAACAAAUCAGUGACAAGAGCAGCCUGGCCUAUCAGAGGAUGAGCUGGGAGGCUCUGAAGAAGUCCAUCAACGGUCUGAUCAAUAAAGUCAACGUCUCUAACAUCGUCAUGAUCAUUCAGGAGCUGCUGCAGGAGAACAUCGUGAGGGGGAGGGGUCUGCUGGCUCGCUCCGUGCUACAGGCUCAGGCAGCGUCUCCCAUCUUCACUCACGUGUACGCCGCUGUCGUCGCCAUCAUCAACUCCAAGUUCCCUCAGAUCGGAGAGCUCAUCCUCAAACGCUUGAUCCUGGCCUUCAGGAGAAGCUACCGGCGCAACCUUAAGCUACAGUGCCUGACAGCCUCAAAGUUUGUGGCUCAUCUCAUCAACCAGAACGUGGCUCAUGAGGUUUUGUGUCUGGAGAUGCUCACCCUGUUACUGGAGCGUCCCACCGACGACAGCGUGGAGGUCUCCAUCCAAUUCUUGAAGGAGUGCGGACUCAAACUGACCGAGGUCUCCCCCCGAGGAAUCAACGCCAUAUUUGAGCGUCUCAGGAACGUCCUCCACGAGUCGGCCAUCGACAAGAGGGUCCAGUACAUGAUUGAGGUGAUGUUCGCCAUCAGGAAGGACGGUUUUAAAGAUCACCCGGUGAUCCCCGAGGGCCUGGACCUGGUGGAGGAGGAUGACCAGUUCACCCAUAUGUUGCCUCUGGAUGACGAGUACAACACAGAGGACAUCCUCAAUGUGUUUAAGUUGGACCCAGACUUCCUGGAGAACGAGGAGAAAUACAAAACCAUCAAAAGAGACAUCCUGGACGAGGGCAGCAGUGAUUCAGAGGAGGAGGGAGACGGCAGCGACGAUGAUGACGAUGAUGAAGAAGCGAAUGAGGAGGAGGAAGGUGAGAAGGUCACCAUCUUCGAUAAAACAGAAGUCAACCUGGUUGCUUUCAGAAGAACCAUCUACCUCGCUAUACAGUCCAGUUUGGACUUUGAGGAGUGUGCACACAAACUGAUCAAGAUGGACUUCCCUGACACCCAGACAAAAGAGCUGUGCAACAUGAUCCUGGACUGCUGCGCUCAACAGAGAACCUACGAGAAGUUCUUUGGUCUGCUAGCCGGGAGGUUCUGUCUGCUGAAGAAGGAGUACAUGGAGAGUUUUGAGGGGAUCUUUGCAGAGCAGUACGACACCAUUCACAGACUGGAGACCAACAAGUUGAGGAACGUGGCCCGACUGUUUGCUCACCUCCUCUACACAGACUCUGUCCCCUGGAGUGUGUUGGAGUGUAUCAGGAUAAGUGAGGAAACAACGACGUCAUCCAGCAGGAUCUUUGUGAAGAUCCUCUUCCAGGAGCUCUGCGCCUACAUGGGUCUACCCAGACUCAACCAGAGGCUCAAAGACCCGACUCUGCAGGUGUUCUUUGAAGGUCUCUUUCCUCGUGAUAACCCCAGAAACACUCGCUUCGCCAUCAACUUCUUCACAUCUAUUGGACUGGGAGGACUGACGGACGAGUUGAGAGAACAUUUGAAGAACGCUCCAAAGAUGAUCAUGACUCAGAACCAGGAAGUGGAAUCCUCUGACUCCUCCUCGUCCUCUUCAUCCUCCUCCUCCUCGUCUGACUCGUCCUCUUCAGACUCCUCCAGCGAAUCAGAUUCCGACUCCUCUGACUCGUCCUCCAGCAGCAGCAGCAGCAGCAGUUCAGACUCAGACAACAAACACAAGAAGAAGAAGAAGAGAAAAGAACAAAGUGAGAAGAAAAAGAAAGAGAAGGACAAGAAGAAGAAAAAGGACAAAGCCUCUGACAAAAAGCGAGCCGGAUGCAAGAACGACAAGGGCGACAGUGAUGGCGAGAAGAAGCUGAGGAAAGGCCGUGCACGUGAAGAGGAGGAGGAGGAGGAAGAGAGAGAGCGUGCACGAGAGGGAGCGCGCCGCAGCAGACGAGAUGAAAGAGCAGAAGAAGAGGAGGAAGAGGAUAGGCGAAAAAUGGAUGUUCGAAGUAGAGAGAGAGAGAGAGAUGGAGGGAGAGAGAGGGAGAGCAACAGAUUAAGGGACAGGGAGAGAGAGCGGGAGAGAGAGAGAGGCAGAGAGAACGAGGAUAAGAGAGAAAGAGAGAGGGACAGGGAUGGAGAGAAACAGAGGGAUAGAGAGAGAGAUAGAGAGAGGAAUAAAGAGAACAGAGACAGGAACAGAGAGAGGGAUGAGAGGAGGAGGAGAUAAACAGUGUUCAUCCCUCUGCUCAGACAGGUGAAUCCUUCCUCUCCUCCUUCUAUCAUCACUCUUUUCUUCUCCUCCUCCUGGUGUCUUGGAUUUGGGACCUGACUCCUGUCUUACUGUCAUUCUGUCUGUAUUUUGUAUUAUUAAUUUUUUUUGUUUGUUAAUGAAAUGAUGAAAAAAAAAACAUUAAAGUAUCU
Scomber japonicus (chub mackerel) is the source of this 3250-nucleotide messenger RNA. RefSeq names its product CWC22 spliceosome associated protein homolog (gene cwc22). Gene Ontology annotation, biological process: mRNA splicing, via spliceosome. The transcript has 20 exons. The record is from RefSeq and is a predicted model, not a curated record. Lineage: Eukaryota; Metazoa; Chordata; Actinopteri; Scombriformes; Scombridae. The coding region runs from base 57 to 3056 and encodes 999 amino acids. Gene Ontology annotation, cellular component: catalytic step 2 spliceosome. Gene Ontology annotation, molecular function: RNA binding; protein binding.